AUGCGCGUGCCGCUGGAUCACAGCGGCCGUGUGCCAGGCACCAUCGACGUGUUCUUUCGUGAGCUGGUUCAUCGCAAUAGGAAGGAUGAUAAAGGGCUGGGCUAUCUCUUGUUCUUGCAAGGUGGCCCCGGGUUUGAAGCGGCACGCCCCACAGAGGCCAGCGGCUGGAUCAAGCAGGCUUCGGUCUACUUCCGCAUCAUCCUACUGGACCAGCGCGGCACGGGGCGCUCCACGCCCAUCACCCCCGACAGCCUGCCCCGCCGUGGCUCGCCGGAGGAGCAGGCACAGUACCUGAAGUUCUUCAGGGCCGACAGCAUUGUGCGGGAUGCGGAGAUGAUUCGGCGGGCCACCGUGCCGCAGAACGGAUCCUCGGGCGGCCGCUGGAGCAUUCUGGGGCAGUCUUUUGGCGGCUUCUGCUGCGCCACAUACCUUUCGCUGGCACCUGAGGGCCUAGUGGAGGUGCUCAUCACUGGGGGCAUCCCGCCCGGCAUCGCCCAGCCCUGCUGCGCUGACGAUGUGUACCGCCGGACAUACCGUCGCGUGAUGCAGCAGAACCACAAAUUCUACCAGCGCUUUCCCAUGGAUGUAGAGAACCGCAUCGUCAAGUGCCUAGCAGAGCACCCGGAUGGUGUACUGACCCCCAUGGGAAACAAAGUCACGCCACGGAGCUUCCAAUUGCUGGGACUGCAGACGCUGGGGUUUAGCCAUGGCUUUGAGCGGCUGCACUACCUCUUAGAGACCGCCUUCGAUGGCGACAUGCUUAGCCACAAGUUCAAGAAGGAGUUUGACAGUUGGAUGUCAUGGGACACCAACCCCCUGUAUGCGCUGCUGCACGAGUCCAUUUACUGCCAGGGGGCUGCCAGCAACUGGGAGACGGAAUUUGCCAAGGAUUUUGAUGCAGUGGCACUGGCAAAUGCAGGACAGCCGGUCAUGUUCACAGGGGAGAUGGUGUUCCCGUGGAUGUUCGAGGAUUUUGCUGCUCUUCGGCCACUCAAGGAGGCCGCAGAGAUAGUAGCAGGCGAUGCAGAUUGGCCCGCGCUAUAUGAUGUGCGGCGGUUGGAGGAGAACUCGGUGCCCGUGGCGACAGCGACGUACUACGAGGACAUGUUUGUAGACUUUGAGUUGGGGCAGCAGACGGCCAGCCACAUCAAGGGCAUCCGCCAGUGGAUUACCAAUGAAUACCUGCACUGCGGCAUCCGCGAGGCGGGGGUCACCAUCUUUGAGAAGCUGCUCAAUAUGGUGCGAGGCGGCAUCCUGCUUCGAUAG
This is a messenger RNA of Chlorella variabilis, 1266 nucleotides long. RefSeq lists its product as hypothetical. NCBI's taxonomy places the organism in Eukaryota, Viridiplantae, Chlorophyta, Trebouxiophyceae, Chlorellales, Chlorellaceae. The transcript is spliced from 12 exons. Gene Ontology annotation, molecular function: peptidase activity. The record is from RefSeq and is a predicted model, not a curated record. Bases 1 to 1266 code for a protein of 421 amino acids. Gene Ontology annotation, biological process: proteolysis.